Cooperia oncophora is the source of this 303-nucleotide messenger RNA. Lineage: Eukaryota; Metazoa; Nematoda; Chromadorea; Rhabditida; Trichostrongylidae. The record is from the annotation of a GenBank genome assembly.
AUGUCCGCCGAUAUCCAACCUGCACCAAGCAACAAUGACGAAAGUAAUGCUGAUAAAAACGCGGAUGAUGGCGAAGGAGGUAUCCAGCAACCAGACCAAAUGCAGAAAACAUUGUUAAACUUGGUAUUUCGGUCUAUGAAAAGGACACAUGAUAUGUUCAGUAAUGACUACACAGUAUUUCCUGAACUGGCUGAAAAAGAGUUGAAUCUCGUUCGAUCCCUCAAGAAGAGAUGUGAAUACAGUUCUGUGAUACGACACGUUGAAGAGGCUAAAAAACGGCGGGAACAGGAGCUUCUGAAGGUG